Molecule: messenger RNA, 1438 nt
Organism: Hippocampus zosterae (dwarf seahorse)
Lineage: Eukaryota; Metazoa; Chordata; Actinopteri; Syngnathiformes; Syngnathidae
Gene: tpbgl
Product: Wnt-activated inhibitory factor 2
Exons: 1
Coding region: 22-1071 (349 amino acids)
Biological process (GO): negative regulation of canonical Wnt signaling pathway
Cellular component (GO): plasma membrane
Molecular function (GO): protein binding
Source: RefSeq, a predicted model, not a curated record
ACUUGUCACACGAGAGCCGACAUGCGGACGGGCGGCCGCUCGGAGCCGCGGCGGCUGUGCGCGCUCGCGAGCUGGGCGGCGCUGCUGGCGUGCGCCCGCGCCGAGGACGCGUGCCCGCCGGCCUGCGCCUGCUCCCGGGACUCCGGCACGGUGAGCUGCCGAGCCGGCGACGCCGCGGCGGGGGUGCCGAGCCCCCUCCCGGCGUGGACGGCCGCGCUGAUCCUUCGCGGCGGGACGAUGACGACGCUGCGGGGCGGCGCCUUCGCGUCCGCGGCGGCCGACGGCGGCGCGCUGGACGCGGCGGCCGCGCAGUCGCUGUCCGCCAACGGCAUCCGCGCGGUGGAGGCGGACGCCUUCGCGGGGCUGCCGCACCUGCGCGUCCUCGACCUGAGUCGCAACCGGCUGGAGCGCGUGUCCCGCGGCGCCUUCCGGGGCCUGCGCGAGCUGCGCACGCUGUGCCUCAACGAGUCGGUCGCCCCCGAGGCGGCCGCGCAGCUGGCGGCCGCGCUGGGCGCCGGCGACCUGCGCGACCUCCGCCGGCUGGAGCUGGCGGGCAACCGGCUGCGGGGCGUGGCCUCGGCCGCCCCGCACGCCUUCGGCCUGCUGCAGCAGCUGGUCCUGGUCAACAAUUCCAUCCGCGCUCUGAGCCGGGAGGACGUGAGCGGGCUGGAGCGCCGGCGGCGCGCCCGCGUCUACCUGGCGCACAACCCCUUCCGCUGCGCCUGCGAGCUGGAGGCCUUCUACUGGUGGCUGAAGAACGCCUCGCAGUGCGCCGACGCCGCGCUGCUGCGCUGCGCCGAGCCGCCGGCCCGCCGCGGGCUGCCUGUGGAGCGGCUGCGCCCCGAGGACGUGGACUGCCUCAACGACAACCUGGAGGCCGUCUCCUACGUGUUCUUGGGCAUCGUGCUGGCCCUCAUCGGCCUGGUGUUCCUCAUGGUGCUCUACCUGAACCGCGGCGGGAUCAAGCGCUGGCUCAACAACGUUCGCGAAGCCUGCCGGGACCAGAUGGAGGUCUACCACUACCGCUACGAGCAGGACUCGGACCCGCGGCUCGCCAAUGUGGCCGUCUGACCCCCUCUCGUGACACGUAGGACUGAUGGCAGCGUUUUGUCCCCUGUCUGGCUUUUUAGACAGCUCAAGAUAGAGCUUGCGCUAGUCGAAAUAAAGUUGGCCGUAGGGAUUUAUGACCUCGACAAUCCCAAACGCGACACUGGUUCCAUUUGAUACCGAAGAAACAUUGAGCGUCCACGUGAUAUUUUCCAAAGGCGCCCUUCACGCAACAUAACACAACUUUGACUUCCGCAUGUAGCCGAACUACACACACACACACACACACACACAUUAUCAGUAACCCGAGGGCAUAUGUAACGUGUGACUUUAAGUAGUGUGUAUCCGUGUCAAAUCAAAGUCAUUAAAGCUGAUAACUUUGUCUCCUGAU